AUGGCGGUCCUGGCCCUCGUGCCCGCCCAGCUGGAGGCCGCGCGGGCCGUGGAGGAGGCGUGUGCCGCGCCGGGCGGUGCGGACUGCCCGCGGGAGGGUUGCUCCCUGCUGCAGACGGCGCGGGCUGCGGGGGGCGGCCGCGAGCAGGCGCUGCUGCAGGCGGCCGCCCACCGCUCCCGGGGCGCGGCGUCCGCGGCAGAGGGAGGUGCCGCCCUAGUCAGGAAGGUCGACAAUAUCGCUGAUACCGUAGAGAGGCACGGGAAGCUCUUCGAGACCAUCCAAGCCGACCUUGCCGCCCUGAAGAAGAAGAAGGUGCUUGACAAGCAGUUCGAAGCCCAUUUGGAGAUCGCCAAGACGCUCAUCAGCCUUGCCGUCGCUAGGGAUGCCAUGUUAAAGUUGCACAACCUGCAGUGCGUGUACUCUGUGAUAUUUCCUGUCGAAGAGGCCAAGGAUUUCAUCGCUCUCACCCGUCUGGAUGAUUCCAAUAUGACGUGGAAGGAUUCUCGCAAUUGCGAACCUAGGCUUCUUCGAGCACGUCCAGAUCAGACCGUGGACGUCGCGCGCAAGCAGAAGUUGCCAGGCAAGUUGUGGGGGCCCAUCCUCCAGGAAGCCGGGCUUGGCGCCAGCGGGCCCACAGGCGUCCUCUUCGCCACCUCCGCUGACGAUGUCUGGGACUUCUUCGCCCUACAGGAGGCCCCUGGCGAGACCUUCAGCACCAUCCCGAACGAGGCCAACCUCGCCGACGACAUCAUCACCGCCGCCGCGAGCGCCUAG
This is a messenger RNA of Prorocentrum cordatum, 774 nucleotides long. NCBI's taxonomy places the organism in Eukaryota, Dinophyceae, Prorocentrales, Prorocentraceae. The record is from the annotation of a GenBank genome assembly.